Messenger RNA from Anopheles moucheti, 905 nucleotides. It is a transcript of the gene edl, whose product is annotated as ETS homologous factor. The record is from RefSeq and is a predicted model, not a curated record. Bases 1 to 432 code for a protein of 143 amino acids. Gene Ontology annotation, molecular function: sequence-specific DNA binding. The transcript has a single exon. Lineage: Eukaryota; Metazoa; Arthropoda; Insecta; Diptera; Culicidae.
AUGCAGGUUGAAAGUGCAACGAAAUGGCGUGUUCCACCGCUGGACCUGUCCGCUGUCAGUGUGCUCACGAACGAGACGGAACGGCGCUGGAACCACGGUACCAAUGGCAAUGGUGGCGGCGGUACUACGAACCUUAACGGCCGCGAAUCAAAUGCCAGCUCGCAGACAAACAUCAAGAAGAUCCAGUACGGUGCGGACGGAUUGCCGAUCGAUCCACGUGACUGGACGCGGGCGAACGUGUGGACUUGGCUAAUCAAUUUGGCCCAGUCGGAAGGUUUGGACAUCAGCCCCGAACUGGCACAGAAGUUCCCCAUGAAUGGAAAGGCCCUCUGCCUGAUGAGUCUCGACAUGUACCUGAGCCGAGUGCCGAUCGGUGGCAAGAUGCUAUACCGUGACUUCCGGGUCCGACUGGCAAGGGCCAUGAGCUUAUGAGCACCCGCGCUCGGGCAUCUGAGCCAGCCAUGAACGGCCGAAGAACUGACAAUAAUAUACUACUAGAAGAGCAUAAGCACUAGCGCUAGUGAAUUGUGGGGCAAAUCUAGCCGCUUGGGGCGCGUUUAAUUUAUCGUUCUAUAAAUAGCACCUAGUUACCAUAAGCUAGCUCUCCAAAGUGGCUUUAUUUUACAUUGCUUCUGUUUUUUUUGCACAGUUUUCCAAGCGUUUCAACCGGAAGAGUAGUAAUUCGACGACAGCAACACCAAAACCUACAACUUAGGCAAAGUAAUAGCAAUGGAAAGGUAUUUUAAGUGUACAAUUAUACCGGGGUACCGUGAGCUUAGUAUGAACCGUUUUGGGAUCUUUUGGAAACAUUAUUGUAAUUUAAUAAAAAAGGGACUCCAGCGCUGUGGUUAGGCCGCGUUCAUCAUUAUCACAAAGGCACAAUAUUCACUCAUUUUUGAGCACAC